This is a messenger RNA of Amoebophrya sp. A25, 2317 nucleotides long. The record is from the annotation of a GenBank genome assembly. NCBI's taxonomy places the organism in Eukaryota, Dinophyceae, Syndiniales, Amoebophryaceae.
CUGAAGAGUACUAGACCUACAUUUUUAGAGUCUGUGUCCUGUCCUAGCGGAUCCAAGGGAGACAUAGCUUCUUUGUGUACCUACUGGAAGAAAUACCAUGUCCUCGUCAGAAGAAAAAUGCAGGACGAGUCCGUUCAUCUCGUUCAAAAACCUCUGUUUUGAAGGUCUGCUAGGUGGCGGAAAUCAUGGAGUUGGCUUCUUGCAGAUGAAGAAGGCUGGGUUCUCCUCUCUAGUAGUACCAAAUAAGAUGAUGAGAACUGCGUCCUCAAAGGUCAUGAGAACUACAAAGAUGAUGAGAACUACGUCAAAGAUGAUGAAGACUACAACCAAGAUGAUAAGAGCAACUUCAACUACUUCCACGUUGGAUCUUAUCUUCUUGAUCUGCAUAUUUUUAAAAGCAUCUCUCAGCUUGAGCUACUUGAUGGAGGUGGACGCGUUGCGACUCCGACUUUCUAGAAGUGGACUACAACAGUUUUCGUCCUCUGGGGGCACAUCGUCAUCAGAUUGGAGUUACAUUCUCCAAGAGCGGUCGAGGUCACAACAGGGAGUUUUUAGAAACGCUUUCCGGGAAAGGGAAAGCGCGCAACAACGACUUGCAGCCAACCAGCAACAACACCCUUCAGCAGAUCAGUUAUUGUCGCAGCAUCAGCAACACCAGCAAAACCAGUGGUCGCAUCAACAACAAGCAGCGACGCAAUCGAUGUAUCAGCCACAAAACCAGUUGCAGCAACAGGAUGCAGGGCAGUCGUAUCAACCGCAAACGGGGCAGUCGUAUCAACCGCAAACGGGGCAGUCGUAUCAACAACGUGAACAAGGGCAAUCGUAUCAACCGCAAACGGGGCAGUUGUAUCAACAGCAAGGGCAAUCAUAUCAGCAGCAAAAAGGGCCAGCUUACCAAGGACAAGCAGGACACGCGACCUAUCAGCCGAAAAACCAGUUUCACCAACAGGAUGCAGGGAAAUUCUAUCAACAACAACAAGGGCAAUCGUAUCCACCGCAAACAGGACAAUCUUAUCCGCAGCAAGGAGUGCAAUCGACGUAUCAGCAGCAAGCUGUGCAAUCGACGUAUCAGCAAGAAGCAGGGCAUGCGACAUAUCAACAGCAAAGCCAUUUGUACCAACAACAAGCAGGACCAUCGUAUCAACAACAAGCAGGAUCAUCGUAUCAAGCGCAGCCGAAAGCUCAGACAAUACAGCAGACUAUGGACGCUUCGCAGCGUGCAGACAGUGGCGCUUCCCUUCUCUCUUAAGAAUGAUACCGUACGACUGUCGUGUACUUGAUGAUGAAAGUAAGAAGUGACUACGGAAAAAUUUUCCAUCUUUCUUUGUUCCCGCGUACUAGCUGUGACAGAUACUGCUACUUUUUAUAAGUCUGCUGGAUAUUGGAUCUUCAUAUUUUUAGACAGAGUUAGUACAACGACCUUUCAAUCAACUAAAAAUUAUCUGGAUGCGUCUCUAUAACUCUAAAAAACCAUAAACAAGAUGGACUUGAACCUACCGCCGCCUCCAGCCACUUGGUGGGAACUGCCUCCACAUCUCAAGAUGCUAUUUGUUACGAAAGGGUUCUUUUGCUAGUACAUUUAUCAAUUUUGAGGGACAACUUCCGCUAGGAGGUCAUCUAAUCUGCCCUAUCAUUUAUAUUCAAUCAUAUUGAAGAUCCUAAUCUACUUCCGCAGUUCUAAGAACGACUAGGCACGUCAUCGCUGCUCGUUGUAUUAUUACAACGCGAGGAACAGUUUAAAGUUUCACUGUCUUUCAUCCAUCCGUCAGGGUCAACCUUGUACAACUAACAGCCUUGGCUUAGGUACUUACAGCAGCUCUGUGGUAAGAAAGUGUAUGGAUCAUGCUUUCUCAAGUAGUAGUACUUUGUAGUUCUAAGAACGAAAGUGUAUCUUAUAUUAUAAUAUAAUGAAAAUGAGUCUACUUUUUGGUAGUUGUUCUGCAACAACUAACUUCAUAGCAAAAGAGAUUGAGAUGGAUCUUAAUCUAUUUGAUUCGCUAUUGUCUUGGCUGAUAUGAAUGCUCAUGCACCAAAAUAUCUAAAUCUACUCGUGAUUCGCUAAUGUCUCGGCCGAUAUGAACGCUCAUCGAUAUGAACGCUCAUGCACCAAAAAAUAUUAAUCUAUUUGAUUCGCUAUUGUCUCGGCCGAUAUGAACGCUCAUGCACCAAAAAAUCUUAAUCUACUUGUGAUUCGCUAAUGUCUCGGCCGAUAUGAACGCUCAUGCUGGUUACCGCGGACAGGCAGGUGACGCGAAAAUCAGUGCCGAACGCGCUGAACGUGUGGCAAACAUUUUCGAGCCGAGUGGUCCAAGAAUAG